Messenger RNA from Cuscuta campestris, 3048 nucleotides. The record is from the annotation of a GenBank genome assembly. NCBI's taxonomy places the organism in Eukaryota, Viridiplantae, Streptophyta, Magnoliopsida, Solanales, Convolvulaceae.
AUAUCGUCCUCAAUGCCUCUUCUAUUCCACCACUUUCUCGAAUUGCCUAGUGCUUAAAAGGGGAAUUUGGCAUGAAUAAUAUGGGGGAGCUCAUUUUUUUUCUUGGCAUCAAUGUCCAUUGCACCAAAGGCGGUUUGCUCAUGAAAUCCUAGAAAGAAUGAGGAUGGUUUCCAGCAAGCUCAUUAUCAUGCAUCUUGAUACCAAAGUGCCCACGGAGCGCCCAUCUCACAGCCGGUGACAGCCCUAAAGAGGGUCCUCCAAUAUCUUCAUGGCACGGUGAUAAUCUCGUCUCUUGGUCUUCAAAGUGGCAAGCCAUCACGUCGCGGUCUAGCGCCUGAAGCUAAAUAUUGUGUUCCAACGCCCCCUUGAGUAUUUUAAACUUGAUAUGUGGAACAAUUGCAUCCAAAGUAAGACGUUGUAAAGUACUGUGCAAGUGUAAAUUACCAAAAGUUAAAAUUGUUUAUAGAGUGAGUUGUUUAAAGUAAAGUAAUACAUAGUUAAGAGUUUAAUUAAUACCCCAGCGUAUUCGAAUGUAUAAGUAAUGUGCCAGAAGCUGCACCCUGUGAUCCGUUGGGGUAGACAUCUCUUCCACCUCUACUUUUGCACGAGAGUUCCUUCAAAACUGGUUGUUUCUUCCUCGGUCGAACCAUGACUGAAAAUAGGCAAGGACGAUUCCCUUUGUAUGCACCAAACCACAUUUCAAUAUCAUCGUUCUCCAAAUCAAUGGUGUUCAUAUAUCCAGCUAUUUCCUUGGCAAAUAGUUCCACAUAUUUUUUACUCUUAGAAUACUAUAAAUACAUAAUGAAUCUGAAACAGACUAUAUAUGUGAACAUUGCAAUGUUUUUAAAAAGAUAUCAUUACUUACCAUUAUCUCAUCAAUAUAUGUACAUGCUUUUUCCCACAAUCUCACUUGUCUUGUCCGCUGAAGACACCAACUAAUUUGGAAGUAAAUUGCUCAAUUUUAUGGAUGGCAUCACAAACCGAAGGCAUAGGUAAAAGAUACCAUAUAAUUCCAUGAAACUCUUAACUAAUUUGAUGCAUAGGAAUAGUAAAACAAGAAAAAAAUCAUGAAUAAUCUCACGAAUUCAAAAACCAUCUUUAUCAUGUAACGAGACUCUAGCGUCUGAAUCAACAAGGAUGCCGCCCUUGAAAAAAAACAGCAACGGUAGCUGUUCCGUAUGCCUGUUUAGAUAAAAAAUAAGAUCGAUAUGCAUUGAAAAACUUCUUGAACUAAAUUUUAAUGCAUAUCGAUCUUAUUCUUUUUAUCUAAACAGGCACACGGAACAGAUACUGUUGCUGUUUUUUUCAGGGGCGGCAUCCUUAUAGGUUCAAAUGCUAGAGUCUCGUUACCUGAUAAAGAUGAUUUUUGAAUUCGUGAGAUUAUUCCUGAUUUUUUUCUUGUUUUACUAUUCAUAUGCAUCAAAUUAGUUAACAGUUUCAUGGAAUUAUAUGGUAUCUUUUACCUAUGCCUUCAGUUUGUGAUGACUUCCAUAAAAUUGAACAAUUUACUUCAAAAUUAGUUGGUGCCUUCAGCGGACAUGUGAGAUUGUGGGAAAAAGCAUGUAUAUAUAUUGAUGAGAUAAUGAUAUCUUUUUAAAAUAUUACAAUGUUCACAUGGAUAGUCUGUUACAGAUUCAUUAUGUAUUUACAAGAUUCUAAGAGUAAAAAAGAUGUGGAAAUAUUUGCCAAGGAAAUAGCUGGAUAUAUGAACACCAUUGAUCUGGAGAUUGCUGAUAUUGAAACAUGGUUUGGUGCGUACAAAGGGAACAGUCCUCGCCUAUUUUCGGUCAUGGUUCGAUCGGGAAAGAAGCAAUCAGUUUUGAAGGAACUCUUGUGCAAAAGUAGAGGUGGAAGAGAUGUCUGCUCCAGCGGAUCACAGGGUGCAGCUUCUGCCCAAUCACUUAUACAUUCGAAUACGCUGGGGUAUUAAUUAAACUCUUAAUCAUGUAUUACUUUAGUUUAAACAACUCACUUUAUAAACAAUUUUAACUUUUGGUAAUUUACUCUUGCACAGUAUUUUACAGCGUCUUACUUUGGAUGCAAUUGUUUCACAUAUCAAGUUUGGAAUACUUAAGGGGGCGUUGGAGGAUAUAUGGAGCGGUGGACGCCUAAGAGGGUUGGAGGAUAAGUUGACUGUGCUAAUAUUAUCAUAGAAGACAAUGGUGGCUUGGCGUAUGGGUUGACAGAGCUCAAGUAGAUUCCGUAUCCAAAAGAUAUCGGAGGAUCCUCUUUAGAGCUGUGAGAUGGGCGCUCCGUGGGCAGUGGAGAUGAAGCAAAGCUGUUGGACUGCAUUGGUGAGAUUUGGCUUGGUGAAAGUGAGAUAUUGCAGUGCACUAACACUAGACCGCUAGAGUGAGGGAUCAACGACAAGGGCACACGAUCCGGUGUCCAACUUACCUUUGGUAUCAACAAGCAUGAUAAUGAGCUUGCUGGAAACCAUCCUCGUUCUUUCUAGGAUUUCAUGAGCAAACUGUGUCUGAUGCAGAUUGCUCUAAUGAGAGAUAAAGUAAAGGUGAUUGUCCAUAAUAGAACAACUCUCUUUGAUGAGCAAGUAAUGUAUUGACCUAGUUGAAGUAUUUCUGCCUACCACAAAUGCAUAUAUUUAAACUGGACCCCAAAAGUAUUAGUGUAGUUGUGAAGUUAAAACAAAGGAAAGUAGAAAGGAGCACUUAAUGGAAAUAGUGAUAUCUGAGAUGUAAUUCCCUGCCCAGAUUCAUCACUAGCUGUAUUCAUCCCAUCUCCUGCUGGGUAUGAAAAGAAAGAUUUCGUUGCCAGCAGCACAACCCCCCUCUCAGGAUUGAUUGUAUGAGUAUGAUGACGGUAACAAUCAUUGAGAUGCCUUAAUCUCUGCAUAUAAAUACCUGAUAUGGAUUAUGAUUAAUGGAAAAAUCUAUCAACAAGAGCCUGCACACUAGACUUCCACCGACAUUAGUUACAGUAUCGACGUCAAUAAAUUUUGGGAAAAGUUUACCAGGGCAUGCUACAUCAACACUCAUUACCGCAUGCCCACAACCCUAACAAUCAAGAUACAGUCUUACCUGGGGUAAU